AUGAUCAAAAGGUUUAUUAGAAACAUAUCUCUGUGGAAUCUGUCUGAAGUUAUUAUUGAUAGGAAAUCAAGGUUUCAAGGUCGAUGUGUUUCAAUUAAACAUGAAAAUGAAAUUUCUGGAAUUCUUGAAGAAUUACUAAAGACUAAUAAACAAUUGACAAGGGCAAGUCAUCCUCAUAUUUACGCAUGGAGAAGCAAAAUUGUAGAUAAAAAUGAUGAUGUAGGAAAAUUUGUACAAGGAUUCAACGAUAAUGGAGAAAGUGGUGCAGGUAUUAAAUUGUUAGAGCAAGCACUUGUUCAAAAUAAUGUUGAAAACGUCUUAGUAAUAGUUACAAGAUGGAUGGAUGGAAAUUCUAUUGGGCCAUCUAGAUUUAGACAUAUUGUUAAUUGUGGAUUGGAUAGCUUGAGAAUUGGAGGGUAUGUAGAAAGUAAGCAAAAAAACAAGAAGAAAAAGGGGUAG
Messenger RNA from [Candida] anglica, 459 nucleotides. Lineage: Eukaryota; Fungi; Ascomycota; Pichiomycetes; Serinales; Debaryomycetaceae. The record is from the annotation of a GenBank genome assembly.